AUUACACUUUUAUCUUACAUGUGGGGACAGUGAGCCACCAGUGUCUCUGCUUUCUGUUGUCUCAAUCAACUUUUGUGUUCAGAGAUCUGCCUUGCAGCCCCAGCACCUCCCUCUUCCUCUCUCCACUGACACCAGGUGCCAUGAGGAUCUUUCUCUUAACCGUCGCUGGCCUUGUUCUUCUUGCUCAGAUUUUCUCAGCCAGGGGAGGAAUUCAAAGGCAAACACUUUGUGAGAAGAUGGACGGCCGCUGUGAGGUUGAAUGCCUUUCCUUUGAAGUCAAGAUUGGGGGCUGCAGAGCUGACCUGACACCAUUUUGCUGCAAAAAGAGGACAAAAAAUUAGGCACUACAAACUGCAGCCACAAAAAUGGAAAAGGUGGGGAGACUGUGGCGGCUGUGACCUCAGUGAACUGGGCCUCUCUGUAUCUCUGCUCUUUGACCUCCAUGCUCUGGAUUCUCCAAAGCUGUCAGUUCAGUCCUUGAGGCUACUGGGAAAUGCCAUCACCAGGCUGUGAGCUUUUUGAGGGAUGGCACCUUAUCUUGUCACCUGGGUACCCAACAGUGCCUGGGAUGGGGCCUAUUGAGAAAGUGAGAUAGUGAAUUGAUAAGUAACAUAGGUAGAAAAGGGAAGACUGACCCACUUGAAAUGAGUUGUAAAAUUAUAGUCCUGGCUUCAAACACAUGUGUGAGUUUGGGCCUUCUCUUCUAAGAGUCUGGUCCAGGUAAUCUGGGGAGACUGAACUGCACAGAAAAUGAACCAUCCAUCUGCUGGAAACACAGUGUGGCCACCUCAGCAUCACCACUGUCACAUACUCCUCCUCUUGUCCUUCAUCAACAGGAAUUAUUUAGAACAUCACAUAUUCCCUGUCUGAUCUGAAAUUUCGAGUUCCACAAAAAAUGGGCCAUGUUAAAACUCAAGCUGGCCGUGGAUGGAGUAGUAUAUUCCUUCAGUGACAAUUGUCAGAUCAGACCUAUCAGCGACCCCUAGAGAUCACUGUGCUUCAUACCCUCAUUAACAGAUGAGGAGACUAAAGGCCCAGGGAGACCCUACAGUCACUGGCUCACUUGCAUCUGUGUGCUUUCUGGUCUGUGUACUUAGCAUGUCCAUGAAAGAGUGUGGUAGGCAUGGACAGAGAAUAAAGGCCAAUUCACAACAAAAUAAGAUCCUGGCCACCUCCGCAAAGCCCUCCUGUGAUCCUGUGACAUUUUGCUCAAUGGAAACAGCAAACUGAUGCUUCCCUUUGCCCUGAUUUGCAUUGAUUUGGAAUCCAGCAUUGAGGCAGGGAAAAAUAUCUUUCACAGGCCACAUGCAUUACACAAGGUCUAUAAUCACCCUCCUGAACUGAAAAGAAAUACCCCUCAGCUCUGCUCUAGAGCAUUUUUUUAACUAGUCAAUUAGGCUUGCUGUCCAUAAAGAUGCAAAUAAGAAACACAGAACAAAAACACAAUUUCC
Messenger RNA from Artibeus jamaicensis (Jamaican fruit-eating bat), 1451 nucleotides. RefSeq names its product beta-defensin 107A-like. The transcript has 3 exons. NCBI's taxonomy places the organism in Eukaryota, Metazoa, Chordata, Mammalia, Chiroptera, Phyllostomidae. The annotation marks the transcript as partial. Gene Ontology annotation, cellular component: extracellular region. Gene Ontology annotation, biological process: innate immune response. The record is from RefSeq and is a predicted model, not a curated record.